Molecule: messenger RNA, 2290 nt
Organism: Microtus oregoni (creeping vole)
Lineage: Eukaryota; Metazoa; Chordata; Mammalia; Rodentia; Cricetidae
Product: acidic repeat-containing protein-like
Exons: 9
Coding region: 1-2226 (741 amino acids)
Cellular component (GO): nucleus
Source: RefSeq, a predicted model, not a curated record
AUGGAUGGACAAGUGCUACUUGGUCACAAGUGCUAUAUCUUGGUCACAGGCGCUAUCUCGGCAGUACGGGAUUCCAUUCUGGAAGCUGGACCGGACCAUUCCUUUGAGGGUCUGCUGUGUGGUGCGCCAGACACCGGGAGCCGGAGCCGGAGUCGGAGCCAGACACCGCUGGAUCCGGAGCCGGAGCUAGACACCGCUGGAGCCAGACACCGCUGGAGCCGGAGCCAGACACUGCUGGAGCCGGAGCCGGAGCCAGACACCGCCGGAGCAGCUGUGACUAAAUUGCCACAGAAAGAAGCCAGCUGUGUGGUGAUUGACUCAGACUCUGACUCUCUCUAUGAGGAAAAGAGAUCUAAGAUCUGUGAAAUAAGCAGUGAAGAUGAGUCUUCUGACGAGUCUUCUUCUGAUGAGUCUUCUAACGUUAAGGGCUCCAGCGAUCAGAAGUCUCAAGUAAUUGUUAUCGAUGAUGAAGAUGACAGUCCCAAUUUAAAGGGUUCUGAGCAGAAAAAAGAUGUUUCUAGUGAUGAGUGCCAAAUGCCUGUUCUCGAAAAAGAAAUUGAUUGUGUUGUUCUUGGGGCUACUUCAUCUGCUGAUGUUUGUGAAAUAGGGGCCCCUGGAAAAAGUUCCAAACAACCACCACUGGAGCCUGAGCCCGAACCCGAGCGGGAGCCUGAGCUUGAGCCUGAGCUAGAGCGGGAUCCCGAGCGGGAGCCUGAGCCUGAGCCUGAGCCAGAGCAGGAUCCUGAGCCUGAGCCUGAGCCUGAGCCCGAGCCAGAGCGGGAUCCUGAGCCUGAGCCUGAGCCUGAACCCGAGCCCGAGCCUGAGCGGGAGCCAGAGCCAGAGGGGGAUAUCGAGCCAGAGGGGGAUAUCGAGCCAGAGGGGGAUCUCGAGCCAGAGGGGGCUCUCGAGCCAGAGGGGGAUCUCGAGCCAGAGGGGGAUCUCGAGCCAGAGGGAGAUCUCAAGCCAGAGCCAGAGGGGAAUAUCGAGCCAGAGGGGGAUAUCGAGCCAGAGCCAGAGGGAGAUCUCGAGCCAGAGCCAGAGGGAGAUCCCGAGCCGGAGCCCGAACCUGGGCCCGAGCCGGAGCCCGAACCUGGGCCCGAGCCGGAGCCCGAACCUGGGCCUGAGCCGGAGCCCGAGCCAGAGCCCGAGCCGGAGCCCGAACCUGGGCCUGAGCCGGAGCUCGAGCUGGAGCCUGAGCCCGAGCUGGAGCCAGAGCUCCAGCAAAGUGUUACAGCCCAAGAAUCCAAGGAGAGAAAGGCUGCCGCUCUGCUGGCGCAACAAAGGAGAAAGAAAAGAAAGAAUAGAUUUAUAUGCAUGGCUCCACCUAAAUCACGUAGGAAACGGCGUCGGGUAGUCUCACAGGAUGUGCCCAGCCUGCCAAGUGCCUCUGCAGAGUCUAGUCCCCCUGAUGAGCCCACAUCAUCAGACCAGGCUGCCAAAUGCAUGCCAUUAAAGAAACGUAGAGGCAAAAGGGCACGUACACAUGAGAAACGUAUGUGCAAAAUUCCUGGAUGUUUCUUGAAUAACAUUGAGAAGUUAAAAGAGUAUUCUGGAAGGAAUUUCAAGCACAAUAAGGAAGAACUGGCUCAGAAAAUCUACGCACUACUUAACCACACUGUCUUUGAUGGAAAGUUGCCAGAGAAAAUAGAAAUCAUUUGGAAUAAAAAGAUGCUACGGACUGCUGGUUUAUGCACUACCCAUGAGAUACAACAACCCAAGAGGCAGCGCUAUGCUAAGAUUUCAAUUUCUCCAAAAGUCUGCGACUCUGCAGAUCAAAUCCGGGACACCUUGAUCCAUGAACUAUGCCAUGCAGCCUCCUGGCUGCUUGAUGGCAUCCGGGAUUCUCAUGGUAUCUCAUGGCAAUAUUAUGCUAAAAAAUGCAAUUCAGUACACCCAGAACUGCCCAAGGUCACCCGUUGCCAUAACUACACAAUUCACUACAAGAUCUAUUAUGAAUGCAUGCUGUGCAAAUACAGGAUUGGCCGCUACACCAGAUCGCUGAACACUGAACGCUUCAUCUGUGCCAGAUGCAAAGGGCAUCUGGUCUUGCUGCCAUUGUUUCGCAAGGAUGGAACCCCCAUUGUGCCCUAUGUGAGACCAUUUGCCAAAUAUGUGCAGGAGAAUUAUAGAGCCGUGUUUAACGGCACGGCAGGAAUCAGCCAUGGGAAUGUGAUGAAAAGACUCAGCAAGGAUUAUUUUGCCAGUAAACAAAAGGCAAAUCCUUAAGGUUUGCCUGGAAUAUAGUUAUGUGAGCCAAAUCCUUUACUGGCAAGAAGUUCUAGAAAACUAU